AUGAAUGUGGCACGCCGGAGUCGAUUGCGCCGUCUCAUCAGAAAACAGACGUCCAAACUUUCCAGCUCAGUGGGCCUCCUGUUCAGUUUAGGUGUCCCGGCUGACACUGUCAACCGGUCCCGACUGCUGGAUGCCAUCAGCGAUGAGGCGACCCGCUUUGACGACAUCAUUCUGACCGACUUCCCGGACACCUACUACAAUCUGACCUUCAAGACACUGCUAAAUAUCCGAUUUGCUCACGUAGGCUGUGGCGACGCCAGUCCUCUCUUCGCCUUUAUGGAUGAUGACCAUGGCCUAAAUGUGCCCGCUCUCCUUGACUACUUCCACACUUUCGACAGAGAUGGCAAACAUCGGGGGCAGCUGCGGCGCUCAGUAUUCGGUUGCAUAAACAAGCGGGCGGGGGUAAUACGGCAACCAGGGCACAAGUGGGCUGUGACGCGAAGUGAAUUUCCCCUCAAAAUGUAUUCAGACUAUCCGAGUGGCCCAUGCUACUUCAUUGGGGCAGAGGCCGUGGCAGCACUAUCCAUUGCGACAGCCUUCACUAAAACGUUUGUCUUUGAGGAUGUCUAUGUCGGACUGACAGCGGUUAAACUGGGCAUCAAAAUGCACGAUUUACCAGAUAUGCAUAUUCAUGGGCCUCCUGAAAAUACAGAACUACGGUGGGUGCCUCUAAUAGCAUCUUUGGAGUAUUUCGAGAAGCAUAUUAUCUAG
This is a messenger RNA of Dibothriocephalus latus, 711 nucleotides long. Lineage: Eukaryota; Metazoa; Platyhelminthes; Cestoda; Diphyllobothriidea; Diphyllobothriidae. The record is from the annotation of a GenBank genome assembly.